Molecule: messenger RNA, 851 nt
Organism: Exaiptasia diaphana
Lineage: Eukaryota; Metazoa; Cnidaria; Anthozoa; Actiniaria; Aiptasiidae
Exons: 4
Coding region: 41-694 (217 amino acids)
Source: RefSeq, a predicted model, not a curated record
GAUUAUCCAAACACCUUGAGAAAGUUCAAUAAGCACAAAAAUGAAAAGCUUUGUUUUAUUCUCGGCUUUUCUCUUUAUUCAAUCUGUUGAUUUGUACGACCUGAAGGCAUGUGAAACGAAAUAUCUUGGUGAAUGCAGCAAUGUUUUUAUCAAUGCUUGGAGAAGUGCAAGUAAAGGAGAGAACCCAAGAGAAGUGUAUUGCAGGGUUUAUGAGAGUUUGGGCAAUUGUCUGGGUCGUGAUUCCCAAUCCUGCAAAGGAAUUGUCAUUGACGUCCAGCGAGUGGGAAUUGGUGAGCAACUGAUUCUUCAUGAGAAAACUGGAGUCUGUCCUAGCCAUGAGUCCCUUGGUGAGCUAAAGAAGCUAACAAAAGCUAAUGUUCCUGAAUGGGCCAGGAAAAAAGCAGACCUUGCAGGUUUGGUUGCAGCCAAACCUAAAGCAUGUGACGUCAAGAUUGCCAAUGAAUGCGCCAAUUACAUCGCAAGUAACAUGAUUCGUGAUUUCAAGAGUAAACCGUGCUUGGGUGAGGAAGUCACAAAGAAAGUUUUUGAGUGCUUUGAAUCAAAAGUGAAAGAGUGCGAUAGUAAGCUAUUCCGAGAUUUCCUGAAAUUCUUGGUAAAAUAUGGGAAACGAUUGACAGAAGUAGAGGCAAAAAAGCAUGUGCUACCAAAUUGUGACACCUCCAAUUGGGAAUAGCUAGAACACCAUUAAUAUGAAGUACAAGUUGCAGCAUUAUAACCUUUGUAAGCUAAUAUAUAACCAUAACCGCAAUGRGCGAUGUCAUUUUAAUUUAAAUUUGUAAUUUGCUUCAUGCACAAAAUAAACGAGCUCUGGAAAGCGUACAUUGAUUAGU